Saccostrea cuccullata (small rock oyster) is the source of this 3264-nucleotide messenger RNA. RefSeq lists its product as uncharacterized. The transcript has 7 exons. NCBI's taxonomy places the organism in Eukaryota, Metazoa, Mollusca, Bivalvia, Ostreida, Ostreidae. The record is from RefSeq and is a predicted model, not a curated record. Bases 1 to 3264 code for a protein of 1087 amino acids.
AUGAAAUGGAGGGAAUUGGCAGUUUGGUAUGGAUUCAUCUUGACUCCUUGCAUCGUGUCAGCACAAAGAACAGACACCGGUCCAGAGUUUGGAUUUGCCCAAGCUUUGAAUAUCGGAGGCAAUAUUGAUCCAGAUCCAUUUGGGACUGAGUCCGCUUUUAAUCCAGUGCCAAUCCUUGACGAUCUAGCUAAUGUGCCACUAGAUUUCUUGGGAGGAACAACAAUGAGGCCUCCAGAUUUCUCCUUAGAAAGGAUAUUUGAGAACAUCACUCCACCAGACGCUUCUGCAAAUGACGGUUUAUUUACUGGUAUAAAUUCUUUCAAUGAUAUUUUGUCACCAGAUGGAAUGGUCGACUUUCAACUUCCACCAGGAACAAAUGGAGAUGUCUUCCCUGUUAACAACUCAAACUCUAUUCCAGACACUAGUCAAACUAGCGGUGAACCCGUUCUUCCAGAGCUUCCCGAUUUACAAUCAGUGAUGUCUAUGCAAUCCCCGCCUUCGUCUCAACCAAAUUCCCCGUCGGCCACCACAAACCAACAAGAGAUUAAUCCUAAUUCUUUACCACAGAACUUUCCUCCUGGGCAGCUACCAGUACCGAGUAGACCCAAUGCCCCUUCAUCUGUUAUAAACGACUGGUUAUCAUUUACUUCAGACCAGACACAACGACCCCAGAUAAAUAAUCAACUAAUUAGAGAUGCUACUGAUUUACAGUCUACAUCAUUUACUGGUGAUCAAAAUUUAGGAGGUAACAUAGCAAUUAAUGACAAUCAAAUCUCUGGAAUCAAUAAUGGACAGAAUGACAUGUGGUCAGAUAACUCGUUGUUUAACAAUCCAAAUCUAGGCGAUCCGUCCGAUAUUUUUGGAAAUAUGAACAUUCCAAUCGACUUUCCCAUUGAAAGAAAUUCUGCACAAAGUGGGAUAAGACAGCAACAGAGACCUUCUCUUCCUUUACCUGAAAUAAAUACAAAUCAGAAUCGUGCUCUUCAAUUGUCAGUUCCAGAAAACCAAAUUACCGGACCGUCUGUGAACAGACCAUUUUUGCCACCAUUUAAUCCUCAAAGCAGGAUUCCAUCGGGAUUCGCGUCAGGUCCUAACUGGAGAGAACCCACUGAACCUACACCACCAGUAUUUCAGGUGGGUGGAGGACUACCAGCCCAAGAGACUCAGAUUAACCCUGCCCGAAGAAUCGACCCAUUAAAUGAACAAAUCCUUAUAAGAGAUGUCUUCCGAGAUUCUCCCUCGUCAGCACAAAAUAGCAGAAUCAGGUCUAGGAAUCUAGAAAGGGAAAAUUCUAUCAGCAGUCAAGCUCGAACACUGCUUUCCUCUCCAAUGCCCAUUACUCGUCCAUCUCGCGUCAAUAUGCCAAGUCCUCGACAGAUAUUUGCGAGCCGCCAACAAUCUCAAAUACAACCGAGAGCUGGUUUAACGGCCUUUCCUCAAUCUUUUGCUGCUCGACGAUCCCCAUCACUGAAUAUAUUUCAGGGAACCCCAACAAGGCCAACAAACAUACAGAUGAGACCAUUGCCAAGGAACCCUUUUCUAUCAUCAGCAACCAACAACCAAUUUAGACCAACUUUACAACCUCUUCCCCGUGCAAACAAUCAAUGGAAUUCUGCUCGAACCGUUGCACGUGCAGUACCAUUUGGAAACCAGGAAGCAGCACGCUUUAUAACCGAUCAGCGUAAUAUGAAUAGAAACAUGCAAGUUUGGACAAGGAUUGAAGGUAGAGCUCAGAACAUUGCUGGACAAACAUCAUUUCCACGCAACCAAUUAGGGCGUUCAGACUUGGCCUUUAGACCUUCAAACCAGUUUCGUAUCAAUCAAAGACUACCCGAAUCACUUCUCAGAGGACUUCCUAUUCCUCGACAAAGGCAAGUCUUACGCUCAACUCCAUCGACACCAAAUACUUCACCAAUCAGUUCUCGGCAACUACCAUUCCGACUUCAAGGCGCUUCCCAAUCACCCUUAGAAAGAAAUCGCUUCCGAAAUUCUCCGAUGCAACCUUCAGUUACGCCUGGUUUACAACCUCGACAACAAGGGAGAGAAUUCCCGAUUGGAACCCAAAGAUCAAUACAAGGCGGACGACUGCGUGAAAAUCAGAGAGGACGACAAUUCCCUAGAGGACAAAUUCCGAAUCGAAUGAUUGUUGAUCUGCCGCUUAACCAGCAGACGACUAAUAAUCCAUUCGGAAUACGACAAGUGGCUCCACCUGUCUCCCCAUUAUUAAGGAACGAAAAUAUUCCCUUUCUGGGUUCAGGGUUCUUUAAUCCCAGAAUGAUGAUGCUGGCUGACAUAACAGUGAAACCAUCUUCAAAGAAAAAAAUAAAACCUGUAUCGAAACAGAAUGCAACACAAAAUCUAUUAGAAAAAGUCAAUCUACAGGGUUUAAAGAAAGUAGAGUAUAUCAAUACACCCGUGGUGAAAGAAAAUAGGCACGCAUGCACAGUCACCCUUCUACGGAAAACAGAUCAGAAGUACGCGCCUAUAGAGAGAUGCAAACAUUUCAAAAUGAAAGUUUGUCAUAGGGAUUUGUUUGUAAUUUUCCUGCCUUUAAUUUUGACACUUAGUGCUUUGUUUUCAGUUACUCUAAGUAGAAAUUAUUUCCUGUGGCAUGGAGUGCCGGAAUGGAGAAACAAGCUAGCCCUGAAAGACAUCCUAUGGCAAUCACGGGAGCGAAGUAAGAUUUUCUGCUCCUACCGUUGCCUGCAGGACCAGUCCUGUGUUUCGUUUUUCUACCAGAGCUCGACAAGGUACUGCCAGGGCCAUUCCUCAGUGUUUCUACGCCUGUCUGAUGCAAGUAGCCAAGAUUCCCCAGAUACAAUGUAUUACAAAAUUGCAUGUAAAGGGGGGCCUUCCUACAUCUAUGUCCGUGGCGCCAACACCUGCUACAGCGUGAAAGAGAAAAGAGGAUCGUGGUACACGGCUCAGGCUGAUUGCGGUUCCGAAAAUGCUUGGCUUCUGGAUUUGAGUAACGAUCGAAUUUCGUCUCAACUAAUGAAAAUGUUCAAUGAUCAUCCCGAUCCUUAUUUUGCCUACUUUUGGUUCUGGAUUGGAUUGACCAUACAGUCAGACGGACACUUUAUUUGGAGUCAUUCACAACAACCACUAAAUGGGUCAGAUUUUUGGUUACCAGGGCAACCAGAUAAUGCUACUGGGAACCAGAACUGUGUCUACAUGAGGAAUCAUGAUGGCCGAUUUCUUUGGGAUGAUAUAGACUGUUCGAUGGAAUUUAUCGAGUUCAUUUGUCAGUCUGAUGUUGUUUAA